Fundulus heteroclitus (mummichog) is the source of this 3321-nucleotide messenger RNA. Its product is annotated as G-protein coupled receptor 22. The record is from RefSeq and is a predicted model, not a curated record. The transcript is spliced from 5 exons. Gene Ontology annotation, cellular component: membrane. Gene Ontology annotation, molecular function: G protein-coupled receptor activity; peptide binding. The coding region runs from base 1148 to 2464 and encodes 438 amino acids. Gene Ontology annotation, biological process: G protein-coupled receptor signaling pathway. NCBI's taxonomy places the organism in Eukaryota, Metazoa, Chordata, Actinopteri, Cyprinodontiformes, Fundulidae.
GCAUGACAGAGAGACGGAGAGAAAAAAAGCACAACAGAGAGCGGAGAGGAGAGGAAGAGCAGCAGCGUCUGUGUCUCCACCGUUUGCUCCAGCCUCUCUCGCUGCAUGCUUUCUGCUCUUUAAUUUUACAUUCUGAAAGGAUUCAACGGCGUGCUGUAAGAGACUGAUUGAUGGAGAACUAAGCUGAGGCUCAGCAGUACCUGUGGGCAGCAUGGUACCCUGGGUGACAGAGAUUACAAAGCUCCACAGAGAAGGACCGUUCUUCACCACAUCUCAGCAACACAGACAAACUGUCUCUUUCUGAAGAGGAGCUGAAUGGGAGCAGAGGACCGUCACUGGGGAAGUGAUGGCUGAGGGACAUGACACACUUCUCUGCUUCCACCAUUGCCGCCGUUUAUAAAGUAUUGCAAAAGAAAAAAAACACAUGCGCGUCCAGAUGUGAAGAGCUCUGGAGAUUGACGCGACCUGCAUCAAGGUCUCCAGCCUGUGGUUUCAUGUUUGGACUAAAGGGAUCUGACAUGAAUCAAAUUCACCAGAGCGAGCCCACACACACAUACGUUUGCCUUCUCUCUCUGUUGCGGUUUCUCUUGCAAUUUUUUUCCUCUCUUGUGUUUUCUGGAAUUUCGCACCUGCAACCUGAAGAAAUAAAAGUCACAGAUAAGUGUGAAAGUGUGAAAAACAUACCUGGAUAACAGUGAUUGGUGGAGAGGGGAGGAUUGUACUGGAACUGGCAUUAUUUUUCACCCGGAGAUGACAACGGUUCAAACACAAAAGGACAAUGACAAGACUGAGCUUUGUAUGAAAGACACCAUUGAUCUUAGUGCACUGUGCAGCACUGAUGCUGCAAAGCACAUGCCUUCGAAGGAGGGGUGGGUGCGUGCUGCUUCUGGGCUUGCAAAGUGACUUUACCCUUUGCACUUUGAAUAUCUAGCGUCCCUAAACGUGAAGACACAUCAGGAAUUGACAGAUUAUGUUAAGCUGAUAAAGAGAGAUCAUUAUAGAGCCUGAGGACAUGAUGGAAAGUGACCUCAAAGUCCCAACAUAGGGGGAUGAGGUGACAUGCUCCGGUAGGAUCCCUGCGGUGACUGACAGAUGAGCCGAAGAGGACACUGAUGGAAAGGAGCGGUCACUUCUUACUGACAGGAUAAUGCACACAGCUGCAGUGCUGAUCUCUGUCGCUACAAUGAGCAACAUGACUGUGCACGACACGCCUGACCUGUACGACCUCGAUCUGACUUCCUCCGAGGCCGUUUAUCCUAUCAGCUUCCAGGUUUCCUUGACAAGCUUUCUGGUUUUGGAGAUCGUGUUGGGCCUCAGCUCCAAUCUGACGGUGCUGGUCCUCUACUGCAUGAAACAGAACCUCAUCAGCUCCGUUUCCAAUAUCAUCACCAUGAACCUGCAUGUGGUGGAUGUGUUGGUCUGUGUUGGCUGCAUCCCGCUCACAGCUGUGGUGAUCCUACUUCCUUUGGAGGCGGACAUGCCCCUGAUCAGCUGCUUCCAUGAGGCGUGCGUCUCCUUUGCGAGCGUGGCGACUGCGGCCAACGUCCUGGCCAUCACCGUGGACCGCUACGAUAUCUCGGUGCGACCGGCGAACCGCGUGCUGACGAUGGGUCGAGCUGUGGCCCUGCUGGGAUCCAUCUGGGCUCUAUCCUUUUUCAGCUUUUUGGUCCCGUUCAUGGAGGUGGGCUUCUUCAUCAGACCCGGCUCGGUAAACCAGACUGCGAUAGCGACGGUCUCUCACAUGAACGGCUAUUACUCAGAGCUGGGUCUGUACUACCACCUGCUCGCACAGAUCCCCAUAUUCUUUUUCACAGCAGUGGUGAUGCUGGUAACUUACUACAAGAUCCUUCAGGCUCUGAACAUUCGCAUCGGGACACGCUUUCAACACAACUUGCCUAAGAAAAAGCAAAAGAGCAAAAACGCCAUCUCUUUGAGCACCGCCACGCAAGCAGAGUCAACGGAGGCUUCGCAGAGCAGCACCGCAGGAAAGGUCGGCGGAAACGCGCCUAUAGGCAUGCGGGCGUCGGUCUCCGUCAUAAUCGCACUACGGCGAGCAGUGAAGCGCCACCGGGAGAGAAGGGAGCGGCAGAAACGAGUUUUUCGGAUGUCCCUCCUGAUCAUCUCCACGUUCCUUCUCUGCUGGACUCCGAUAACGGUUCUCAACACGAUCAUCCUCAGCACCGGUCCCAGUGACUUGACUGUGCGCCUUCGGCUUGGUUUCCUGGUGAUGGCGUACGGGACCACCAUCUUUCAUCCGCUCCUGUACGCCUUCACCCGGCAAAAGUUCCAGAAGGUCCUCAAGAGCAAGAUGAAGAAGAGGGUGGUGUCCGUCGUGGAGGCGGAGCCGACGCCGAACAACGUGGUGAUCCAUAACUCCUGGAUCGACCCCAGGCGGAACAAGAAGGUCACCUUCGAGGACACGGAGGCCCGGCAGAAAUGCCUGUGCUCGCAGGAAGCAGAGUGACAGGACGAAGUCGUGUAAAUAUGCCAACAGUCCAGUCUGCACACGGAGCAGCGGACGAACGAACUGCCAACUAAAACGUAAAGACUGGAGUUUUGAACAAAUGGAGGGUUGAAAGGCAGAAAACGGGUGGAUAUGCGUGCUAUUUCAUUGCUACUUACUGGAUGAUCGCUAAGAGGUGGCCUCGUUAAGAAUAAAAGGGAUUGGUGUGACACUAAAGCGAUUUUAUCUUUACAACCAUGAAGGCGAAGGUGAAUUACAACUUGUUGAAGGUCUUUCCUCAGAGGAAGAGAAACGGGUACCAGUAACUUAUUGCUAUUUAUUGUAGACCGCUGUGGACGGGAAUGAAGAACGUUAUAGUUGCAACGCUGUAUUUAAGCAGUAGCUCAUGUUGUUCAGUGCUUAAUGUAAUACAGUAUGAAAAAAAGAGUCCGAUAACACUUGGUUUGUCACCAUUUGUAAUAAAUCCCCCAAGGGCGCAGCGUUUGUCAGGAUUGCUGUGUCGGCUGUUUCCCCCUGACUGACUGAAAAAAAGGGACACAGAGCAUCAGAAGAACACGCAUUAAACCGUUCUGCGCAACAUACACUUUGUUCUCAAAUUUUCAUUCCCGUUUGCAAAAGAUUUACUUCUUAUUUAAACAACGGGAGGCUGAUGCUAAGUACCAGGGGAACCCACAAUGUGCAUGCACUGUGAAACUAACACGACACAUAGUAAAUGACAGACUCAAUACUUCUGUCAGCUACCAGUGACUCCCCUACCAACUGUGGCAGAUGUACAGCUGUUUCUUCAAGGUCCUCUGAGGCAUAGGCCGGUUAUAAGUAACAAGGUUUAGGGACUUUUUUUUGUUUUCAAAACUGUU